This is a messenger RNA of Nerophis lumbriciformis (worm pipefish), 1635 nucleotides long. It is a transcript of the gene marchf4b, whose product is annotated as membrane associated ring-CH-type finger 4b. The record is from RefSeq and is a predicted model, not a curated record. Gene Ontology annotation, biological process: protein ubiquitination. Lineage: Eukaryota; Metazoa; Chordata; Actinopteri; Syngnathiformes; Syngnathidae. Gene Ontology annotation, molecular function: zinc ion binding; ubiquitin-protein transferase activity.
GAAAGAGUGAGAAUAGGGUGAGAGAGAGAGAGAGAGGUGGGGUGGAGGGGGAGAGAGAGAGUGAGAGAGGGGCGGUGGCCAAAAUAAGGAAUCGUGCAGAAAUCGGUGUUGCUGGCCAGCUCCUCCAUUCACUCAACUUAAUGGCUUCGGACACUUGUUUACAUCCAUGGGGUCUGUCCGCCUUUCGGAUUGACUUUCUCUCCGGAGGACGGUAAAAGACGCUGUAAAUACGUCGUAAACACCCCGUCGGCCACGCCACACAUGAGGGGACGCGCAGUGCGCCCCUCCGCGGUGCGGCUGUGACUCGGCGGCCGCAGACCGGCCAGGGCAUGCUGAAGAGCCGCUGCUGCGUCCUGCUCGGUGACCUGAGGCUGCUGCUGCUCGGCCCGCCGGCGCCGCCGCCUCCGCUCACCCCCAUGAGCGGCCAAGCCGCGCAGAGCUGUGAGCCGCCGGGCGUCGCCGAACACGGGGAGCGAGGAAGCCCGCCCGAGGCGGCCGCCGCCGCCGCCGUCGGCGCGGGGCCGGCGGCCGAGCGAGCGGUGCCGGGCUGGGUGGACGCAGCGGAGCUGUCGGCGGCGCUGCGAGGCUGCAGCAGCUCCUCCGACGACUGCUCGAAGGGCAAACUGGAGGAGCGGUUUUCCCUCACCAGCUUCACCGGGAGCGGCUUCAGGACGCCCGUCUGCAGGAUCUGCUUCCAGGGACCUGAGCAUGGGGAGCUCCUGAGCCCAUGCCGCUGCAGCGGCUCAGUUCGUUGCACCCACCAGCCCUGCCUCAUCAAGUGGAUCAGUGAGCGAGGUUCCUGGGCCUGUGAGAUCUGCUAUUACAAGUACCAGGUCAUAGCUAUAAGCACAAAGAACCCAUUACAGUGGCAGGCCAUCUCACUCACCGUGAUCGAGAAGGUGCAGAUAGCAGCGGCCAUCUUGGGCUCUCUCUUCCUGAUGGCCAGCAUCUCCUGGUUGGUGUGGUCCUCGUUCAGCCCGUCGGCACGCUGGCAGCGCCAAGACCUGCUUUUCCAGAUCUGCUACGGCAUGUACGGCUUCAUGGACGUGGUCUGCAUAGCACUUAUUGUCCACGAGGGACCGUCUGUGUUCCGCAUCUUCCACCGGUGGCAGGCUGUCAACCAGCAGUGGAAGGUUCUCAACUAUGACAAGUCCUUGGACAACGUUGACUUGAAAACCAUGGCGGUGGACAGGACUCAUCAGACCAACCAGGCUUACCAGACCGGACUCGGAGUGUCCACCUCCACCUCGUCGCUAAUGGUGGUCGCUUCCACGGCUGCCGGCUCCACGUCAGCGACUGUGGUGGCGGCCGCGGGAGGACUUGGGGUGCAGCACUUGAACCCCGAUGGUGGGGGCGCGGUGGCCGACCCGCAUUACCCUUACAACAUCCUGCACCUGCUCAGCCACCUGAGACCAUCGGAACCUCGCAACCAAGCCAGCAGUAACACACGAGAACUGGUCAUGAGAGUCACGACCGUGUGAGGUGUCAAAUGGGGCCUUAUCUCUCAAAUGGGGGCAGGGUCUAACUUUCACAAAGGACCUAAACUGCAACUGGACUGAUACCGUCUUCUUCUUUGUUACAUAAUGCAUCAUCACUGUCAUUGAUUGAAUAAAAAUGUAAAUUGGUUGAUUUGCA